GAUUGCCUCUAUCUCAGCGCUCACGGCAUGUACCGGCGUCGUUUAUAAAAACCAGACAGAUUCUUUUUACCAAGCCUUGCUUGCUUUUAUGGUUUCUGUUCACGUAUAUGCAACAGCAAAUCCUAAUCAACACUCUUUUUGCUACGAUGGCGUCAGCCUUUUUAAUGAAGACAGAACUCUUUGUUUUAUUUUGUUUUUUGGUCGCCGCGGUAUUUUUCGAUCCAGCAUCAGCGAUUGCGGACAAUGAAGACGUAGAGAUAACGGAAGAUCUUUUCAACACACCACUCAGCUUUUCGGACGUAAACGCUAUUGCCAAAACCGGACCUCGGCUAUGGCCCAACCCCACCGCCAUCCCUUAUUACAUGAGCACGUAUAGCCUUAAUCAGACAGAACAGCAAGUGGUUUUGAAAACUCUUCGCACAAUGGAGAGAAGGACGAAAGGCUGCAUCUUGUUCAAGCCCAGAACAAAUGAAACUGACUACCUCUACUUUCAAGGCAGCAGCACCGGAAAGUGCAGUACGGACCUUGGAAGAACAGGCGGUUAUCAAGAUGUUAACCUGGGAAGUCCGUCGUAUUUAUCAUCCUAUUACACUAGCCCAUGCUUCAGCCCAGGUGACAUCCAGAUGGUAAUCAUGCGUGCUCUAGGAUUCGACUACGAACACAAGCGCCCAGAUCGUGACCAGUAUGUGGAAGUACGCAACAGCAGCAUUGACAGUGACUAUUUUUACUCUUCCUAUGCGAUCAAUCCAAAUAUGUACACAUUUGGAACCAAGUACGAUUACGAAUCCAUCCUGCACUACUUCACGUGGGCUAACGCUCUGGGACGAAAUCCUGGCAUGAUAGCCAGAAAAGGCCUCACAGCACGAAUGGGGAGAAGAAAGAAACUCAGUCCGACAGACGUUGCAAAGAUCAUGCUUGCCUAUAACUGCCCGCCAAACGUUACUCGCGGCACAAAACAGCCUAAUGCUGACGACGACUUCCCCAAGUUCUCCCUUGAAAAAAUGACCGACGAGGAGUGUGGCGCACAGUUCAACCGCUAUUGCAAAUCCGACAUCACCACUACAUUCAACUGCACCGACCGCACUGAUUUCCGGAUUGUUUGCCGGUCAAACGCAUCGCUGAACAUACUUGCGCGAAUGGCAGUGGAUAUGGCUGAACCACCGCUGCGAAUGGUUUCCAUGGAUUUGGAAGAACAGCUGAUUGUUAAAUACUCUUUUGCGCCAAUACAACGCCAAGUCGUCAAGCUACAGCUGCGCAACUGCACCACGGAGCGCGUGACAUCGAGGUUGGUCGAUCUUAAUUUCACCAGUAUGCUGGAUUUUCAACUGUACGACGCUCGCAAUUUGGUCAUUGUUAAGAAGGAUUUUACCACCUCCAAGCGGCUGCGAAUAGUCAUAUUUUACAACACCACCAUAAAAACCAUGCAACAAGAAACUUUUACCGAUUUGCCAAACCUGCAGAUACUGUCACUGGAAGCGCUGUUUGAGGACCAAAAAUACUACAAUUUUGACCAGUCUUUCCGAAGCUUCUUGCAGAAUCUUCACUGCAGCUGCGAGUUUGCUUGGUAUCGUUCAUGGUGGCGCAAGAAUAAAAAGUUGCGGAUGCGUGCCCAAAUCGGCGAUAUAUAUUCCUUCGAUGGUCGGUACUCGGAUGAAGUCUUCGAUAGCUCUGGAUUCGGCAAGGAGGAUCUCUAUCAUCCUGUAAAUUGUCGCGCUGAUCCGUUUCCUUUCGGCACGGAAUGGAUUAAUUACUAUACACAAAUUGAUUACUCGGUUAACGAGCCGCCUUGCGAUGCGUCAAUUAUGCACGGGAGCAACGCAGUCACUACGGCCAAAAUUACAAUGGUCACGAAAUCGCCAUCAACUACAAAAACCACAUCGUCCGUCAUCUUUUCUUCUACCGGUGAGCCAGUUCCUGCAGAAACCGUUGCAUCAGACAGCAUUAAUUCUACGAACGAAUCGAUUCCCCUGGAAAGCUCAACCACAGCUAACAACAGUUCUCCCAACGAAACGAUUCCUGAACAAACCAUGGCACCAGUGAACGACCCUUCUACAAACGAACCGCUUCCUACAACGGCGUCCGAAUAAUUUUUUCUCUUAAUUCAUUAAUGCCACAGCAAAUUGAUUCCCUAAAUGUCUUUAUUUAAAUGGAAUAACUGAAUAAUUUUUCUGUCAUCUGUUUUGAGUCGCUCUUCGUCACGGAAAAAUUCAAACAUGAAAUGUCACGUCGCUGCGGUAAUCAGAGGAAACCGUACGGGUGUUUGUUCUGCCCAUUCUGUUUUGGUUUUCAUCUUUUUACUAAAUUUAAUAAGAACGAUCUGAGUUAUUCUCGUAAUUAAAUGCGUGUACGUA
Molecule: messenger RNA, 2351 nt
Organism: Paramacrobiotus metropolitanus
Lineage: Eukaryota; Metazoa; Tardigrada; Eutardigrada; Parachela; Macrobiotidae
Exons: 4
Coding region: 108-2087 (659 amino acids)
Biological process (GO): proteolysis
Molecular function (GO): zinc ion binding; metalloendopeptidase activity
Source: RefSeq, a predicted model, not a curated record